Molecule: messenger RNA, 1996 nt
Organism: Carlito syrichta (Philippine tarsier)
Lineage: Eukaryota; Metazoa; Chordata; Mammalia; Primates; Tarsiidae
Gene: IAH1
Product: isoamyl acetate-hydrolyzing esterase 1 homolog
Exons: 5
Coding region: 295-708 (137 amino acids)
Molecular function (GO): hydrolase activity, acting on ester bonds
Source: RefSeq, a predicted model, not a curated record
GGUUAUAUUGAUAAGUAGUAAUGGACUUUUCUUCAGUUUUCUUUUCAGCAGGGUGGAUGGGGAGCGUCACUGGCCGACAAGCUGGUCAGAAAAUGUGAUGUUCUGAAUCGUGGAUUCUCAGGUUAUAAUACCAGAUGGGCCAAAAUUAUCCUUCCAAGAUUAAUCAGGAAAGGAAACAGUUUGGACAGCCCAGUAGCAGUUACAAUUUUCUUUGGGGCCAAUGACAGUGCACUAAAAGACGAGAAUCCCAAGCAGCACGUUCCUCUGGAUGAGUAUGUUGUGAAUCUAAAGAGCAUGGUGCGGUACCUGAAGUCUGUGGACAUCCCCGAGACCCGAAUCAUUCUUAUCACGCCACCCCCACUUUAUGAAGCAGACUGGGAAAGGGAGUGCCUCAUGCAAGUAGGUUGCAAACUAAAUCGCCUGAACUCGGUUGUUGGUGAAUAUGCCAAUGCGUGUUUAAAAGUGGCUCAAGACUGUGGGACUGAUGUACUUGACCUGUGGACCCUGAUGCAGAAGGACAGCCAGGAUUUCUCAUCCUACUUAUCAGAUGGAUUACAUCUAUCGCCAAAGGGAAAUGAACUCCUGUUCUCACAUCUCUGGCCUUUGAUGGAGAAGAAGGUCUCUUCUCUGCCUUUGCUGCUUCCUUACUGGCGAGAUGUAGCAGAGACAAAACCUGAAUCAAGUCUGCUGGGAGAUGGAGACCAUUAGUUAAUCACAAGAAACCCAAGACUGGCUGUUAAUUUACAGAACUUGAAGUUGCCAAUACACAGAAUCCUGAUCAAAGAAUUUUUUUUUUUCUCAAGCUUAAACCUGGGCUCAUGACCCUGGGUCAAAAACAUCUGCCACCAAUAGUAAUAAUAAAGGUAUUCACAUUUCUCAGGGAAGUUUUAUACUUAGGUACAUCAUGUUUUGACAUUAAAUAUUUAUUGAUUGAUGUAGAAAUCAUCAGUGCCACAGCUAUAAAAUAUACCCUGAGCAGUCUGUUAUUCUUAGAAAUGGCAAAAAAGGUAAAGACUAUUUUUUUUAAAAAGUCACAAUUUUAUAAAAAUGGCUUUGUUUCACUCAUACAUGCACCCACACACCCCACUCACCUUAUAUCAAAUAGUGAAAGUGUAGCUAAAAUACAAGAAUAUCAUGACUAGUUAAAAGAUAGCAAAUACCAUAAGGUACAAGUUCAAGUAUUAGUGUAACAAGUAACUGCGUAACAUCCAGAAGGAAAAAAAAGGCAUGAUUUGUCACAGGUUUGGUUAAUUGCCCUCAACGUUUACAAGUUCUCUCUUAAAAUGUAUUGGCUGGUGAGCACAUUUCAAUUCUUGGAGGAGAAAGCUUUUAACUGUAAUCUUAUGGAAAUCGGAAUUGAGGCUAAUGAUUUUUAUCCUUCACAGCGUAGAUGCAGACCAUCCAGAAUCCUGAAGCACCAAAGCAAGAAGCAAUUCAAAUGUCCACUUGUGGGUUUCUGAAGUUAACCAGUUCCUGGAGGGACAGUCCCCAGCCCAGAGGGCAGGCAGCAUUCCCUCUCCAGGCCAGCUCAUCAGCCCUCAGCCUGUUCUUUUUCUAAGAGAUAAUUCACUCUCUUAACCUCUAGUGUUUGAAAACAGGGAACCAUACUCUUUCUAAUCACAUUUUGAAGUAGUUUAGGUUUUGUGGGUAGUGAAUUUUUUAAGAGCAUGACAACAGUAUUAGGGAUCCGUGGAGACACUUACAAAACAAAAAUGGCCCAGCAAAUUGGGGCCCUAAACAGUUGGCAAAAUUGUAUAAUUCACUAUAAGCUAAAUUGUUUUUCUAGAAAGUACUAGCCUUAGAUACCUAGCCUUAGAAUAAUGAAAGGCAAUAUUAACCCAAAUGAUUUCUUAGUUUAGAUGUCUAAUACUCCCUACCGCUAAGAGCUCUGGGUAAUAACUAGAAGUAGACCCACACGUGAGAAAGAAUGUAUAACCAGGUUUAUCUCACUCCUUUGUCUCUACUUGAAGGCAAAAAUAAAUAAGUCUAUUCUGUA